Molecule: messenger RNA, 1608 nt
Organism: Talaromyces marneffei
Lineage: Eukaryota; Fungi; Ascomycota; Eurotiomycetes; Eurotiales; Trichocomaceae
Exons: 6
Coding region: 1-1608 (535 amino acids)
Biological process (GO): transmembrane transport
Molecular function (GO): transmembrane transporter activity
Source: RefSeq, a predicted model, not a curated record
AUGGCAACCAAACCAACAACCACCACAAAAGCCAGAGAGGAGUUUCUAGCCCCUCUCAAUGACCGGGCCGGAUCCAAACAUUAUCGCGUCCACAAUUCUUCGUCGUCUGAUAUGGCGAAUCCUCGGAAUUGGAGUACCACGAAGAAGCGGCUGUUGUUUGCUGCGUUGAUUUCUAGUUCGCUACUCGCCGAUGGAGCAAUGACUUGGGGCGCAACGUUGAUUGUGACCCAGGCCCAGGAUUGGGGCGUUAGUACCAACUAUUCCUCGACAAGUAUGAAUUAUGGGAUUCUACUGCAGGGUUUUGGGGGGAUAUUUGCUGUUCCUUUUAUCGAGGCAUAUGGAAGACUCCCCAUUUGGCUCUGGACUCAGGUCGUUACAAUGUUCAUGGUCCUCGGCGCUACAUUGUCAACUUCCUACCCCGUAUUCACCACCUUUCGAUCUCUACAAGGCCUCUUCGGGACUGUGCCACAGGUUGUCGGACUGUCUAUCAUCCAUGACAUGUUCGACCCAAAGGAUUGGCCGCGGAUGAUUAAUAUUUGGGCAACGACAUUCCUGAUCGGACCAUUCCUCGGCCCUGCGAUAGCAGGCUAUAUACUGGUAGCAAGCCAGUAUCGCUGGAUCAUUCCGUUUGGUGUCUUGACUGCACUCUAUGGCGUGUCGACCAUAAUGAUUAUGCUGUUUGGACACGAGACCUACUACGAUCACGAAAACUCUCGUCCCAAUAUUAAACGCCCAAUGAUGAAGAGAAUAUACUCCUUUAUCGGACUGAACAACAACAACACCCACCUCGACAGACGUACCACCUUGGUCUCCGAAUCUAGCACUUUGUGGAAGCUGAUAUUCAGACUUCCGCUUUUGUUGACGGGAAUAAAUGUCAUGAUUAACUUCUGCUGGCCUAUCGGAAUCACGGUCACAGUAGAAUCGUUUUUGCAUUCGCCGCCGUAUAUGUUUGAUGAGAUUCAGGCUGCGUCUAUGCGGUUUGCGGGCGUUAUUGGGGCUGCGAGUGGAUAUGUUUUUGGUUAUUUCUUCAAUGAAUGGAUCUACAAACACUACCAACAGAAGCUAAACAGCAGUAGCAAGAAAAACAAAGCCAACGAAGAACUACGCAGAACAGCCUCAGAGAACAGCAGUCUCCAGAUUGCCGACGCACUCAUCUCUUUCUCCGCUCUUAACGGCAAUCAGCACCAAGAGUCCUCGUCGUCGGCACCAGGCUGGAGGCCUGAAUACAGACUGCAUGGUGUCUGGAUCCCCGUCGCCAGUUUGGCAGGUGGCCUCGUCACGUAUGGCCUGACCCUCAACUUUCAAAGGUCCUGGCUCGGGCUCGCGUUUGGUUGGGUCAUGGUUAAUCUUGGUAUGGUUGGUAGUACCGUAGCAAUCACAGCAUACGCCCUCGAAAAAUACCCCAUGCACUCCGGCCCCGUCAGCGCAAUACUCAACAUGUGGCGCACCUGCGGCGGGUUCUCGGUGGGUUAUUUCCAGGCUAGUUGGAUUGUGCGCAAUGGGGUCGGAGUUGUGUUUGCCGUGCAGGCGGCUGUUGUUGUGGUGGGUGUUGUGAUUUUUAUUGUGCCGGUUGUUGUGUUGGGGGGUAGAAGGGGGUGGUUUAAGUAG